Molecule: messenger RNA, 1918 nt
Organism: Chaetomium fimeti
Lineage: Eukaryota; Fungi; Ascomycota; Sordariomycetes; Sordariales; Chaetomiaceae
Exons: 1
Coding region: 396-1706 (436 amino acids)
Source: RefSeq, a predicted model, not a curated record
GCACUCACACAGAGUACAUAUAUUCAAGGCUCUCUCACCCCUGUAGAUGGCCCCUGCCUUCUCCCCGACCACGUUGUCAUGCCCCGACUUGUUACUACCGAUGUGCAGGAGCAUUGUCGAUCGAGACAGCAGCUGCAGCUUGUGUCCGUCAAGAUACCACCCACCUACUGUGAAAACGCCGGCAAGAUGCGGGCUGUCAACGCUCUUGGAGAGAGAAACAAUGUCCGACCGUCCAGUUGCCGCCCCCUAGAACACACUUUCUUCGGCAUCCCAUCGCCAAACUCGACGAACCAAGCUUUCAGCAUCAUUAAUUCCAGACUUUAAACCUAUGGUUGCCGCCGCCGGGUGCCCCGGGUAGCUCUCCUCAUACGCGCUCUCCCCGGUCUCCCUCUGCCAUGCCACGACUGCUCUUGCCCGCUGGCGGACGGGAUGGCUCGUCCAAACGCGAACCUCAGCAGGGACAAGGACCACAGCUCGCCGACCCGCUGUGUAUUCUGUGCAUAGAGUCUUUUCCACUCCCAGGCGGCCAGCUGUGCGCGACGGGCAAACAUUUCUUCUGCUACCCGUGCCUCGAGCUGUACUUUCGGACUUCCAUCGCGACUGACUGCCCGGCUCCUCCAACCUGCUGCGACCGGCCUUUGCCGGUAGACCCCCAUACUUUACCGAAGGACGUCUAUGCAUACUUCGACGCCAUAGCGAGAAGAUGGGAGACCGUGGGCGACACACGCUGCGCAAACGUCUAUUGCCAGGCGCUCAACCCCCGGCCGGCCGAACUGAGACCACAAAGAAUCUCGUUCGAUUGUUCGAGAUGUGGGAUGGCGACCUGUUAUUUUUGCGGGAACCUCAGCCAUUUGGGAAUUUGUGCUUCGGUACCUGACUCAGGGUUCCCAAACCCACGCCCACAGCCUGAAACCCGGACACCUGCUUGCGCCGGUGUGCGUGAUACUUGCGGUCACACUCGGUGGGCCAAAGGCCUCAUCGACUCAACCGACCUACCGUUCCGGUGCGACACUUGCGGCAGUAACGUAGCGUACUGGAAGAGUUUCUGGAGAUGUCGCGGCCGCUUGUGUGGGAUAAAAGAAUGCCCACCCUGUGCGACACGGCGGCGACGGGAUCGCAAAACAUCCUCCCGACCCCCUUUGCCUGUCCAACCCACCGCGGACUGUCAGCCUGGCUCUUCCUUCUACCUCCCCAUCCCGGCGGUUGGGCCCGACCCAUUGACUAUGCCAUUAAAUAGCGCACCAGUUGUUCAAUCUGGCCAGGAUCCCCAGAGCUCCCCGAGCCAGUCUCUUUCGGACUCGGCUGCGGCCAUAGCCCGAGAUUUCCCUGGCGCCAACCUUUCCGCCGGUCAACUCGCCCGACUCAACAAGAUCAUCGAGCGCCGGGCCAUGAUAGAAGUGUACAGGGCCGCAAUACGCCGAUUGGAGGGGCGCCCGCGAGACACCGAGGGACAGCAAGGCGCACGGGAUCGGUACGCCGCCCUUCAGAUCUACUCCGAGUGGCUGGACCUCGAGGGGAACCGGGAUGCCGACGGGCGUCCUAUCCUCGGGGCUCAGCUAACCAAGUCGGAUUCUCGAGGCACCGGAAGCCAACAAGAGGUCAAGGAUCCCCAAAACACUCCUAGUCCUGUCGAGACCGAACCCAAAUGCAAAACCCCGGAUCCUGAGGAGGAUGCUCUGAACACCCAGUUUCCCGAGGGUAUCUAAGGGGUAAAGAUCACGAGAUACCAAAGCCGGCUUGAUGGAUGAGUUGCGGGUGGGUGUACGGAACAAUUAUGUUUAGGUGUGACUUGACGACGGGGUGCUGUAAACGCGUUCUGUUCCCAAUCGUGUGUGGAAGAGGUACCUAGUGUCCGGGUUGUCAGAUCGUGGAAUACUCAGUUACUGAAUGUAUCAUGCAGCCCACCCAUAGCUCGGUC